Molecule: messenger RNA, 2823 nt
Organism: Carcharodon carcharias (great white shark)
Lineage: Eukaryota; Metazoa; Chordata; Chondrichthyes; Lamniformes; Lamnidae
Gene: uhmk1
Product: U2AF homology motif (UHM) kinase 1
Exons: 8
Coding region: 107-1411 (434 amino acids)
Biological process (GO): peptidyl-serine phosphorylation; regulation of protein export from nucleus; positive regulation of translational initiation
Cellular component (GO): neuronal ribonucleoprotein granule; nucleus
Molecular function (GO): RNA binding; ribonucleoprotein complex binding; ATP binding
Source: RefSeq, a predicted model, not a curated record
GUCCGUCAAGCGGCCGUGCGGAGACACGGAGCCUGCGGCCUUGUUUACAGGCAGGCGGCCUGCCGAGCCAGCCGAGCCGAGCGCUCAGUGAGCCCAUCCUCCUGUCAUGGCGGCCUACAUUGGGGCGAGGCCCAGACCCCCGAGGCCCAGGCCCCGAUACCACGGGGGCGGCUGGUACCCGGAGCCCGAGCGGCUCGGCAGCAACCUGCCGCCGCUGGGCGUCUUCCAGGCGCACGGGCGGCUGUGGCGGGCGCAGCGCUGCCUGGGCAAAGGUUCGUCGGCCGCCGUCUACCGGGUGACAUCGGGGACGGCCCGGGCCGCGGUCAAGCAGUUUGUCCACGACACCAAGUCAGACUACGGCUUCCUGACCGAGAGCGGAGUCUUGGAGGACCUGCAGGGACACCGGAAUAUCGUGACUUUGUAUGGGAGAUUUUCCAACUUGUCCUAUACGAACCAACGUUGUAACUGCAUUUUGCUGGAAUUGUUGGAUGUCAGUGUUUCUGAGCUGCUGCUACACUCCAUUAAUCGAGGCCAUUCAAUGUGGAUGAUCCAGCACUGUGCUCGGGAUGUUCUGAAUGCACUAGCUUUUAUUCACCGAGAGGGUUACGUACAUGCAGACCUCAAACCAUGUAAUAUCCUCUGGAGUGCGGAAGAUGAAUGCUUUAAACUCAUUGACUUUGGGCUUAGUUUCCAAGAAGGAAAUCAGGAUGUAAAAUAUAUUCAGACGGAUGGUUACAGAGCUCCCGAAGCAGAGUUACAUAAUAUCUUAGCCCAGAUGGGCUUGGAAAGUAAUACAGAAUGCACAACAGCAGUUGAUAUUUGGAGCCUUGGAAUAAUUUUGCUGGAAAUGUUCUCAGGAAUAAAACUGAAGGAGACCAUCAAAUCUCCACAAUGGAAGGCAAACAGUUCUGCCAUCAUCGAUUCCAUUUUUGCAAGUAAAGAUAUGGUUUACUCGGCUAUCCCAGUUUAUCAUCUCAGAGAUGUUAUCAAAAGUAUGCUUCAUGAUGAUCCAGCACAAAGAACUACAGCAGAACAUGCUUUGUACAACCCUUUCUUCAGCAUUCCCUUUGCACCCCAUAUUGAAGAUCUGGUUAUGCUUCCAACCCCAGUGCUGAGACUGCUCAAUGUUAUUGAUGAUAGCCAUCUUCAGUGUGAAGAAUAUGAAGAUGUUGUGGAAGAUGUAAGGGAAGAAUGUCAGAAGUUUGGACCAGUUAUGUCGCUGCUUGUCCCAAAGGAGAAUCCUGGUAAAGGCCAGGUUUUUGUUGAAUUCAGAAGUGCUGCUGACUGCAAAAUAGCCCAGCAGAUGCUGACUGGAAGAAUGUUUGAUGGCAAGUUCGUUGUGGCUACAUUCUAUCCACUGUGUGCCUACAAGAGGGGAUACCUAUAUCACACUGUAGUUGCUGACACCUAAGCUACAACUAGGCUCACCACCUUUUACAAUCACCCAGGUCCCUUUUGAAAUAUUCCUCAAUACAAUAGCGUAAAAGGUUAAAUGUUUUGCUCCGUUUCCUUUUGUGUGUAAGCGAGCAUCGAUUUAAGCAGCUAGUUUAGAGAAAAGGUUUACAAAGUUAGGGAUUAAUGCACUUAAGUCUGCUGGCAAGUUAUUAACAAAAUCUAUUUUAUUACUAGAAGUUAUAGCAACCUGCAUUUGGUUCGUAAAAUGCUAAAAUAACAUCUUCGCUGGCAGAGCUAUCAAACACAUUAUUGUUAAUGGGGAGCAUGCUGGUGGAAAACUAUUAUAUCUGAACCUAAGAAAUCACAAAUCAUUUUUAUAAAUAGUGGAAAAAGACUAAAUUGGAUUGAAUCUAUGUCAGUGAGGUCAAAAGGAUCACAUUGUGAGCAUAUAAGUGCAUCAGAUGCAGAAAAGGUGUAAUUUCUUGAAGGGUUUUAAUGAACGUGUGUAGUAUACACACACAUACACCAGAAAAAUCACUCUUUACUGUGGGCAGGAGGGACGCACAUUUGAGCACAACUCUUAGAAUUCCUCAGUAGUACUCUAUUUGGCCUUGGUAUAGCAGCAGCUUGAAUGGUACGUGUGUGGUGCGUUGCGGUGCAGAUUUAUUUAUAUUCAGGGAGAUAUAAGAAAAGGUUCCUUGUAUCAUUUCAGAGAUUUAGAGACUGCAUUAUGUUGAUUUUUUUUCCCUUGCAAUGGGACAGCCUUGCUAUUGUUGAGUGGCCUAGAGAUGCACAAACUGACCAUAGGCCACAGAUACUAAACAAACAGCAACUUUUUCCACGUAUGAACACAUUCAUUCAGAUACAUACAUAGACAACCCAUGCCAAAAAUAAUAUGGUUAGUAGUAUAGUUAGGGACGUAAAUAGCAGUUAAAUCUUGGCUGCAAAGUACACUUGGCUUCCUCAGACACCUUUUAUAUACCCAGUAAUUCGGUAUACAAUUAAAAACUCGAAUUUCUAAAAUUGUGGGGGCCGUAAUCACAUUAUUCUUAUAAAUCACUCAAAAUAGUCCGAAUAUCAAAUAAAAUCAGCCACAAUUGCAACAUCUACUCUGACAGAGAUUUAAAAGAGAGCAUGCACUCGCGCACACUUUAUACUGUAGUGAGUGCAGUUCAUACACCUAAUUUUACUGUAAAGUCAACACAUGCCCAAAGCCAAAAAUAACCUUCAACAAAAAGAUCGUUGUUGUCUCAGUCAUAAAACAAGCCUAACAUAAUAUAUGUAUCUCAUUUUUACCAUAACAAUAUUAAUGAAAACACAUGGUAUUUUGUAUAAAAACAAAAAAACUGCGGAUGCUGGAAAUCCAAAAUAAAAACAGAAUUACCUGGAAAAACUCAGCAGGUCUGGCAGCAUCGGCGGAGAAGAAAA